ACCGAUUCAGCAACAUCUGUGUCCCGCGAGGCGGAGGCGGAGCGCUGCUUUCUGUUCUUUUACGGGAAGCGCGUUCACGAGAGUCGGAAUCGUGGUUUGUUUACUGAAGAGAAGAGGUUUUAUUUUAUCAAGAAUCUACAAGCUUAAGUUGAUUAGCACUGAGAUCCAGUCAUGGCACAAAACAAAGACGGAUACACUCGCUUUGAUAACCCCCCGCAUGUCACCAGCAUGGAUCAGCCUGCUCCGCCAGGCUUUAUGAUGCCUCCUGCUUAUGAUGCUGGUGUUCCUCAUGGAGGAGUGGAUCCUGGCGUACCCGUCACUGUAUAUGCUGGAUCCCCGUAUGCACCACCAACUGCUUUUGGGAAUCCCAUGUACGGACAGGGAGGGUCUGGAUAUCCACAGCAACCGUAUCCUCAAUCAGGUCCUUACAGUACCGGACCAUACGGACAACCGGCUUCAUAUGUAGUGGCAAUGGUUGAUCCAGUGCAAAACGACCCACCUCCAGACUAUGAAAACCAGCAGUUCGUCAGCUUUGGACUCGAUGAUAAAUCUGUCAGAAGGAUGUUCAUUCGAAAGGUCUUUGCCGUUUUAAGUGUGCAGCUGGCAGUGACCUGCGGCUUCGUGGCCCUCUUCACUUUUGAACCUCACGUCAAGCUGUUUGUGUUGAAAAACACAUGGACGUACUGGGUGGGCUAUAUGGUUUUCCUCGUGCCCUACCUGGUCAUCCUCUGCUGCGGAGAGUUUCGCAGGAAGCAUCCGUGGAACCUCAUUUCUUUGUCUAUUCUGACUCUAGCGAUGUCCUACAUGGUUGGGGUGAUUUCCAGCUUCUACGAUACUGACAUCGUGAUGAUGGCUGUCGGCAUUACGGUGCUGGUUUGCGUUACUGUGAUGGUCUUCUCUCUACAGACCAAGUAUGACUUCACUUCCUGUUACGGGGUGCUGUUCGUGUGCUUCAUCGUCUUUCUGUUCUUUGGGAUCCUUUGCAUCUUCCUGUACAGCAGGAUUCUGGACCUCAUCUAUGCGUCGCUGGGUGCGCUGAUCUUCACCUGUUUCUUGGCCGUGGACACACAGAUGCUUCUGGGAAACAAGAAUCUGUCCCUGAGUCCCGAAGAAUAUGUCUACGCUGCACUCAAUCUGUAUAUGGACAUCAUCCAGAUCUUUUUAUACAUUUUGCGAAUCUUGGGAAGAAGCCGUGGUUAAAAUUCCACCAUAUGGGAACCUCAUGUGUUUGUGCGUACAGAAACACAUGCAGUAGUGUUUUCUUCUAUGUUAAAAUGCUUUCUUGUGUCCCAGUUUGAUAUGCAGACACAACUAUGAUUAAGUCAUUUGUACUUCUUGAAAUGUAUAACAAUUAGUGCUGUCACAUUUAAAAAAAGAAAAAAGAACUGAUUAUUCACAUCUAACGCAAAAGUUUGUAUAUAUAUAUAUAUAUAUAUAUAGUUCUGUCAUAACUCUCAGGAGUAAUGGAGAUUGCAUGUUUAUGGAUAUGGCAAUGUUAAUGUAUUUGGUCUGGUGGGUUAGAUCUGCUACACUGCUGCUGCAGAACAAGUACAGAGACUUGCAUAUGUAACAUACAUGAAUUAACCCGAGUGCAGGUGGAGCUGGGGAGGUGGAGGGUUUCUGAAGCGUGCUGUACACUACGACCAGCAACAUACCGGUGUUUGUUUGAAUGUUUAAGCCGCAGUUCAAUUGCCUCUGAUGCAACAACAACCAAUCAGCUGCUAUGUAGAUAAUGACAUAAUCACUAUAAAAUGAAUUGGACCCAUCAGCUUGCACAUCUAGGGCCCUAUCAUACAUCUGGCGCAACGCGACGCCAGGUGUUUUUUGCUUGUUUCAGCCCGACGCAGUUAUCAUUUUCACGUCCAGCACAAAUGCACUCCACCCAUCUGUUCACCCAUGGCCGUGUUGAUCUGAAAAAGAGGUGUGUUCAGGCGCGUCGUUGGUGUGUUGCUAUUUAGAGGCAACUGAAAAUGACUCGCAGUUUUUGUUUUUUUUAUUUAAAGGGAACAUUAGUAAUAUACAUCUAUAUGCACAACGUGAGCACACUCUGCUUGUUACACACACAGGGACGCGCAAACAUGACAAAUACUGAUUGGUUUAUUGCAUGUUACGCUCAAAACACACCCAUGACUCAUUAAGAGACUAGGUACAACCCUUUUUGACCAUGCAUCUGGUGCGCCGACAACUUUACGCGUUGUUAAAUUAGCAAAAGUGGAUUCGGACACGCCGUAACUGCAACUGUGCCAUGUGCUUCAGACCAUGAGCUUAGAUCUUAAAAUGGGACCCCUAGAGUUUCAAAUAUACACACACACACAUAUAUUUACAGACUUUUAUGUUAGAUGUGAUUGAUUUGACAGCACUAAGAAAAAUGUGAAGCUUCUAGUGCUCAUUUAUAUGAUCUUUUAUAUAUUUGUGUAACCUGUCAAUCGGUGUUAUUAAGAUAAUCUUGAGAAAAUACACUGAUUCUUUUUCCCCUUUGCUGCACUUCUGUUUACCCAUUCUUGAUAUUUUUAUACAUUCCAUUGUACUUUUGAAAAGGGAAUAAAGACAUUUUAAUGUACAAA
This is a messenger RNA of Megalobrama amblycephala (Wuchang bream), 2564 nucleotides long. RefSeq names its product glutamate receptor, ionotropic, N-methyl D-aspartate-associated protein 1b (glutamate binding) (gene grinab). The transcript has 7 exons. Gene Ontology annotation, cellular component: Golgi apparatus; endoplasmic reticulum; membrane. The record is from RefSeq and is a predicted model, not a curated record. NCBI's taxonomy places the organism in Eukaryota, Metazoa, Chordata, Actinopteri, Cypriniformes, Xenocyprididae. The coding region runs from base 172 to 1200 and encodes 342 amino acids. Gene Ontology annotation, biological process: negative regulation of apoptotic signaling pathway.